Messenger RNA from Anastrepha ludens (Mexican fruit fly), 6571 nucleotides. RefSeq names its product contactin-2. The transcript has 6 exons. The record is from RefSeq and is a predicted model, not a curated record. Gene Ontology annotation, molecular function: protein binding. Bases 414 to 1946 code for a protein of 510 amino acids. NCBI's taxonomy places the organism in Eukaryota, Metazoa, Arthropoda, Insecta, Diptera, Tephritidae.
UGCAACGUACGAAAUCUACUCGGCAACGGCAGCGGCACUCAACCGUACCAAAAACGAAACGCCUCGAUGGGGUUGUGCUAAUAAAUAACAACAAUACUAAUAAAAUUUACUAGCUUAACUAAAAAAAAGUCACGCAUGGCGUAAUAACGAUUAAGAAAUAAUAAUCGAACUCGUACAAUUAAAGAAAAUUAAAUAGUAAUUUUGUGUUCUCGAAAAUCAAUUCGCCAUUCGCAACACAACACAACACGCGUUAGUGUAAACAAUAAUAAAAUAGUAUUAAAAAAGGAGCGAGCAUCAAAUAGCUUUAGCAUUGACUUGACAGUAUUUGAUAAGGCGGUGCCGUUUGUACAUGUUUGGAAUCUAUAAGGGAUUGGCAAGUGCACGUCUCGGAUGUGAAAGGAUAAUGUGGAAGCAUGUCUUCCAACUCCGUUGUGUCACUUUCAUCUUUUAAUAUAUUAUUUUUUACACAGGUGCUUACGGUUCUGACGUCAUCCAUAAAGUACAACGAAUACGUGACGGAUAAAGGCAAAAAUAUCUCCAUACCCUGCACAGCGGAGGGCAACGUUAUGUGGGUAAAGGAAAGCGGUAGCAAUAGCACCAUAAUACAGACGGGAAAAUUUUUGCUGCUCACCAAUAUUUCAGCCGACGAACGAGGUGUGUAUGUGUGCUUUGCUGCUGUUCCGCCUCGACAUUCUUCCACCCUCAAUACCGCCGACUCCAAUGCAGAAACAAUAAAUGAAGAGAAAAAAUCAAUAUCAGCAUCUUUGCCAGCAUCAGGCUCGUCAUCAUCGGCGUCAUCAUCCAUAUUGACAUCAACGUCAUUAUCAUCUUCGUCGUCAGAAGAUGUAAAAAUAGAAACAAUUGUGAAUGCAAGUGCAACAAAUGCUUCAACUACCUCAUCGCUUCCAAUGCCAGUGCCCACAAUAGCUAUAGCCGUCGCCGCUGCCGCUGCCGCCGUCACCACAGACCCAGACUCAUCCAACAUAUCGUCAGUGAAGCAAAUUGCAAUUGCCAACAAAGCCACCACGUCAGCAAAUGAUGCCCAAACAAUGGGUGUAUUGCCUACACAGCUUAGUCAAAGUCAUGCACCGAACACAAGCUCAGACGUAACAGAUAUAAUGUUAAUUCUUGAGCAGCAGCAGCUGAAAGAAGACAAAGGCGAAGAAGAGGAAGCAGUGGAAUAUCAAGCAGUCGAAAAAGUAAAUUUGACCGUACGCACACCCCCAGGGCCUGUUACACAACUUUACUUCAAAGCGUCAACAAUUUUGGGUUUUCUUAUCUGGCGUUUUAAUAAAAAUAAUUCCGGUGGUUACCCGGUGCGCAGCUUUACUGCCGAAUUUCGCAAUCUAUCGUACAAUGAAACACCCUACAACCAUACAUUUGAGCACGAAUGGAGUCGCAUGGACCCUAUUAAUAUUGCACCAAAUGUUCGACAAAUGGAAGUGUAUCGACUGGAGCCUAACACCACGUACGAGUUUCGAAUAUGGGCCAACAACCAAUUGGGUAGUGGCGAGGUAGUUACCACCAAUGUGACAACACUUCCCGAAACCAAAGAGGAGGAUUUAAUACGCCUUAUACAACCCGACUUAGAUAAUUUCGAUCCGCGCAUUUGGAUAAUCGCCGUCAGUGUUGUGCUUGGAACUCUUGUGAUAUUAGCAAUUGGACUUUGUAUAGUUUUAUCGAAAGAAUGUUAUCAAUCAUCGCAAUCGGACUUUGAAGAUGGUUGGGAGAGCAUAGAGCUGAUACCGAAUAUUAUAUUGAAUCCGGGCUUCUGUGAAUCGGAUGGAUCAGAGCCGGUGCAACCAUAUACACGUACCAUUAUCUUUGGCGAGGACGACGAUAGUGAUGGCUACGAGAGUGAAGAGUCCGAUCAUGAGCCAAAAAUGGAGAAAUUCAAACGAAAGGUAUCUGUAUUCUUUACAGGUCCUACAAUACGGCGCAUUUGAGUUAAAUCGGAUAGAGGAUUUGGCGAACGCGGUGAAGGAGGAAGAAGCAUUUAUACAGGUGUUCCGCGUGCUUUUCUAUAUAUGUAUAAGUGUAGAAAACUUCAGCUGUUUUAUAUGUAGAUUUGUGAGAUUUUUACAAAGCGCUUGCGCGCUUGUACUGGUUACAUUUAUGUAUUUAAAGCAGCGUAAAAGAAACUAAUUUAUUUUAAGACCGUUAUAUAUUUAAGUAGAAGAUCACUUAAAUUAACUCACAAUUUUGAUUUGAUUUAACAAUGGCGGCCGUACUUUCAACACACUACACAUUUUUUUAAAUUAAGGCGCUAUUUUAAAAUAUUGGAUUUCGCUGCUUCCUUAUGGACACAUAUAAAUCCGUACAUAGUUGCUAAUUCAUCGAAAAAAUAAAUAAAUAUAAUAUGUAAUUAAGACCAAGGUCGUAAACGGAAUAAAUAGAAAAAAUAUAAAAAUAUUAAAAUAAGAAAAAAAGCGAGCUUUUGUUACAAAUAAAAUUUUAUAAAUUAACGCCUAAGCAAAUUGUUACUAAAUAUACGCAUAUACACCUACAUUUAUGAACAUUAGGGUGUAUUACCUUUAUUGGUGAUUGCGAUUUUUCCACCGGAAUUAUAAAAUUUAAUAUAUUUAAAAAUGGCCAAUUUUAAAAUACAUCCAAAAAUCAAGCAUUUUGUAAGAACAGUUGUUUCUAGAAGAGUUAAAGCUUAAAAGGUCUGCAUACAAUUUUUUAGAAAUUUUAUCAAUAGAAUCAAAAUAAUCAGAUGUUUCGUAUUAUUUUUCCGAAAUAUUUUUUCUCAGAGAUUAAAAAGAAAGAAAAUUAGGGAAUGCUUAGAAACUAAACAUUGGGUAGUUUGUGGAAGAAUAGAUUUUCCAAGAAUUUAAUUAGCGCUUCCGCACCAUUUGGUUCCCACAUUGUCGCUCCCAACAAGUUAUACUGGUUUUUCCUUAUUUACUCUAUACCAGCCAGCUCUUCUGGGUUUUCAAAAAGCGGUUUGCCAAGGGUUGACAUCCUCGCCUUCCAUAGGACAGGGCAUUCACCGAGGAAGUGGAAGUUAGUUUCUUUUUCUCCGUUUGAUUACAACUAUGACAGUACAUAUUGUGAGGGAUACCUGUUUCCUAUGAACCAUAAGCCAGUUAUCACUGUUGUGAAUUUGCCGGCAUCCCUUCGUUUCAUAUUUAUCAAUUUUGACGUUUGUUUGCAGUUGUAGGUGGGCCAUUAAGGUAACGUUAUGAUUUUUCGUUCAAGGUGGUAAGACUAUGCCUGCUUUGUUUCACCAGUUUAGAGGUUGUUGUAGCCGAAUCUAGUGACUGCUACAAUACGCUUGGCUAUCCGAAAGAAUAGUAAUAUUGCACUUAAAAGGGAGGUCUACGAAUAUUAGCCUACAAGCUUCCCAUAUUGCCAAUACUUCCACCUGGAAGACACUGCAAGUACUAGAAAGACGCACAGAUUUUCAAUUCUAUGUAAGUCUAUGAGAAUAUAUACCUGCUUCAACUCAACAAUUCAUUUUUGAACCAUCUGUAGAUACUGUGGUGUCAGAGUUGUUUAGUGAAAGUAUCUUACUCCAUUCUUCCCGUGAUGGAAAGAGAGUGGCAAAAUUCCUAUUGAAUCCAAUUGGGGCGAGGUGUACCAAGUUUUUCGCAAUUAAUUUAGUACCAUUUCGAAAUAGUACUUUGUUGGCGAAAAAUCAUGUCCAAUAGGACAUGAGAGCGAAUUAAAUUCUCUCACAAUUCCAAAAAUCGAAGCAUGAGAAGCAUAAUUAGUUCUAACCGUGCCCAGCCAGAAAAUAUCACGAUUUCGUAAGCUACAGAAAACUUAUCAAAUCGAAAACGAAAGUGAGGGGAAGAAUAGGCCUUUUACUAUCUAACGAUGUUCGUUUAAUAAGCAAGCACUGACCUCUGUACUUAUAUAGGAUGGUAUAGGAUAAGUAAAAUACAAAGAAUGCAAAGCAAAGCGAGCAAAGACUUUCGGGACACGUUCAAGUCUACUAAUAUGACAUGCUUACUUUAAUAAGGUAUCCAAAUAAAAACUGUUUGUUCUAGUUUCCUAGCGAUCGCCGUUACCAAAUGCGUUGGUGCGUGACUACCAUUUGGAAGAGCAAAGGUUCGAAUCACCGUACGUUAAAGACCAAUUGAUAGAAAACGUUUUUCAAAUGGCGGUCGCUCCUCGGUCUAUAUCACCUUUGAGUAUACGGAUCAGUAAAAUCUGAACGGACAAGUCGAAUAAAAGCAAGUGCAGAAUAUGGUUUUAGUAAAAGGCUUAGAUUGGUAGGUAGGUCUGUUGACUGCCAAUAUGACACACUUAGACCUGUCGUAGGUCCGUUGAGAUACCACUGGAGCUUCUUACACUAUGGGAUCUCUUUUAAACCAUCCAGCACUUUUAUAAACGAGCUUAACUACGUUAAUUUAAGAUGCGCUGUAUCUGCUACAUCUGCUAAAAAUUCACUAACAAGCGCAUAAAGUAUUCUUCUAGCUAAUUCUUCCCACUCACAAAGGGGGGUUCUUAUAAAGGGUAUUCCAAUAAGAGGUGUUAUUUUGAUAUCCAAAGAAAAAUGCUAUGUUUUAUUAUAAAUGAUCGGAUGUUUAUUUCAUUAUAAAGAGGAAGAGGAGGUAUGCCGUUAAUAGUGGAAAAUAACAUCUGGCAAAUGAUCACCACGACCACGCUUACAGGACAAAUUUUCCAUAACUGAAUUGCUAAGUGGCUGCCUUAUGUCCGCGAUAGCCUCACGAACUCCGUCUUUGAGGUCUUGAAUCGACCCUGAGCUGUUGGCGUAGACCUUCUCUUUCACGUGGCCCCAAAGAAAAAAGUCACAAGGUGUUAAAUCACAAGAUCCCGGUGGCCAAUUGUGAUCACCUCUUCGAGAGAGAACACGAUCCGGAAACUUUCCCCGUAAAAGAUCAAUGGUUUCGUUGCUUGUGUGGCACGUAGCGUGUGGCACUGUAUUAAAGCAGCUUUUGUAAUAAUCGUAGUAUGGAACUCCAAGCCUUCUCGUACGGUUACCAAUUAGGCAAUGGCCGUUUAAUACACCUAUCAAAGUUCUUGUAUUCUCUCUGUUGAAUUUUAGCAGGCAUUUUGAACAACCAAUGGGUAUCAACUAAGCGUUAAGGCUUGAAAUGUAAUAAAUUUUACAAUUCCGUUGAAAAAAAAGAAAACCAUUUAUGCAUUCAUGGAGAGUGGUGCACCUUAAUGGGCAUUCAUUAAAUUAGUUACAAAAAAAGCUAAAUAUCAAAUACACUGCAAACAUGCAUAUGUACAUAUGUAAAUGUGGACAAAUAUAUGUAGGUACAGAACGAUAUCGAAUUACAAAAAUAUUUAAAAUAAUUGAAAUUAAACACAUACACAAAUAUUUAUGUGGUAUAUAAUAAAUAUUAUAUUAAGCUAAGCAAAGCUGCAAACGCAAUCACAGCAAUCCGAAACCUCCAGAAAAACUAUUCUUGGAUCAAAUGACGACUUUUAAUUAGCGUCGCAAAAUUGGACUAUCAGCACUAAAUUUAGUCUUUAUUGUGACAACUAUUUUGAAUUCAAUUUAUUUAUAAUAUUUUUUUAUGAAUACGACAGCAGAUGGCACACAAGCACAUGUGUCUGAAAUCAAUACAUAGUAAAUUGAGAUUACCCGAAAAACUACAGGUAAAUUUAAAUUCCGAUUAGCAUAUAUCAUUUAUUUUUUCAUGCUAUAAUCACGUGUCACAUGAUUUUUUUUUUGUUUAAUUAUCAUACGUCUAAAGGAAAAUAGGAUUUGAAAUUUUCAUGAAUUACCAACAAAUAUUUUGUUUUGUUUUUUUGUGUAGGACACUGAAGGUCCUAGUAGGCAGUGUGCUAAUUAAGUUAGGGUUAUAGGUAUUGUAUAUAUCUCCUAUAAAUACUAAUAAUAAUAAAGUUUUUUUUUUAUUAAUUUUCUGGAACUACAUGUGCAUGUCAUAUAAAUUUUUUUUAAGAAUUGUUACAUCACCAGAGUAUAUACCAUAUGCAGCUACCGUUCUAUUUUACGAUUUGGUUUGAGAAGCAAAUCGAUAUACGUACCACAUGCCUUUGACAGUUAAAGGCAAUUCUUAUGAAAUAUGCGCUAAUUUCAAUGAUAAAAUAGAUUUCUAGCUUCGCAAUUUUUUUUUUUUUUUACAAAUACAAUUAUUUUAUCGAAGUAAGACACAAUUGACUUAAAAAAAACGGCAGCUCGGCAUCUGGCGGCUAUGUAACUUAAAGAUUGUUUCAUUGGACGGCGCUGUUGUAACCCUAAUUGCAUAUUGCUCCGUGAGAGCUGUCGACUAUGCCUGCCUUUUGGCUCAGAAAACCGUUACCAGCAUUCUCAGAAAACCGCCUCAUGAGACUAUUGCGUAUGUACCACCAAUGGUACAAGCCGUCCAAUGGGACAGACCUCAAUGUACCACUAGUGGUACAUGCCGGGGGAACGUGUUAAACAUCAAAAUGAGUGAAUAAAACUUAAAGAAUAUCAAAGGAAACCUCACCUUUGCGCGAAACAUUCAACUAUUGAUUGCAUCUGCUACACAAUGUAUGCUACGGCUAACGGACCACUGGCUCAAGGAUAUUCUCAUUGCCCAUCUAUGGGUCGUUAAUAACAUCCAGUUGCGAAAAAUUGCAAUCUAGACAGAACCUUGUAAUG